CCCCAAAAAAGAAUUUACAGUAGUCCUCCCCUAUUUUCUGUCUCAGGCCCGAUAUUAAUUAAGCCUGGAAAGGAGCCUUAAAAAAUCACAAUAAUCUCCUUUUGGCAAAGAGAGAACGGAGAUCUGGAGAGUAAGGACUUGCCCAAGGUCACUGGCUUAGUUAGAAGUAGAUUAGAUACUGGAACUCAGGUCUCCACUCCAGGUGAGUAGGCAUUCUUAACAUUUUCUAACCUGUGCACCUGAAAACUAAAUUCCUUAGGUGUAAAACGCCUUUUUAAAAAUUGUUGUUCAUGUUUGAGGCUGGAGAGUUUUUCUAAGUGCCCGGGUUUUGGUUUUCUUUAAACUAGGAGUCAGAAAGCCACAAACUGUAAAAAUAUACAUUUCAGCUAUCCAAACUAUAAAAAUAAACAUUUUCCCUGUGCUUGAUAGAGCUCGCACAGGCUGCACAAGUUUCUAACAACAAAACUCUAAAGGUACUAAAUAGUAAUGGUAUUGUAUUUUUCUGAAAUGUUGCCAAGCGGAAGGGAAACGGCCCCUUUCCCACCCCCAAAUUGCUGCUAGGCAGGGGGAUUUCAACAUGAGGUUUCUUUCUCCCUCUGUGCUCUCUGUACUGUGCUUGGUUUUCAUAAACAACCCUGACCAUUUUGGCUUCAUGAGUGAUUAAUGAUGCAUCUUCUCGUUGAAUUUGAGAUUGUUCACUAGCCCUCUCUACAUUAGCAAAAAAAAAAAGUAGCAGCCUUAAUGGCAUCUUUUUGUUUUGUUUCCUUAUUAUAUUUGAGCUAUGAACGCAGCAUCCUUGGUUCUUGGGGUUGUGUAGGAGUUGGCAGGCUCUAAGAUAUAAAUAGAAGCUGAUUUCAGAGGCCCCUGUUGACUAGGCUUUAUGUGAGAGCCUCCAUCCAGCUCAGCCUGUCACAUUGCAGCCUUGUGACAGGCUGAAGCUGCCGCCCAUGUGAUCUAAGCUUCUGAGAAAUAUUAAGGCAGGCUUUGCACAUGUGAUGGCGUUUAAAGGCUGGCUUUCUAGGGGGGAAAAGUCUACAAGAUGGGAAGCAACGUGGAAGACUAAUGUCCUGGUGUCUUUUGUGUCUCAGUUGUAGGCUAUUUAUAUAUAGUGAAUUGAACGUAGUUGUUUUCUGAAGAAGGAAAGGUGGAAUUCUUUGCAAAUUGAAGUGGGUAAAAUUACUGAGAACCCUUCCCCCCCCCCCUUUUUUUUUGAUUUACAAGAAAAGAUUUUUAAAGAAUUGGAUUAGCCAAGGUUGAUGCUUAAAUUUAAGGUAGGUGCUUAAAUUUAGGCCUGUUUGCUAUUCUAAAGCCCUGUCAGAUGUCACUGGAAGUUAGUAUAGAAACUGAGUUAGCAUAAUUCUUAAGCUGGCUUCAAGGAAUGAACUUUUUGCGUAGGGCAGAUUGAUUCAAACAUAUUACGUGGGGGGUGUGAAAUAAGGACAUUUUUUUAUUUGAAGCAUUUUUGCACAUGUUAAAAUUUUUUUAGGCCCAGCUGAAAAUGUUUAUUAAUAAACUUAAGUGUUGUUGAAAUGUUUACACUACCCUGCUCCGAAAUGAGUCAGCUAAAUUCCACUUACUAUUUAAAGAGACCAUGUCAACUAAAUUAGUAGUAUUGUUUGAAGUAAGUUGUGGUGCUCGGACACCAUACAAGCUUGGUUGGCCUGAAAUAUUUUCAAGCCUCGGAUAUUUCUUUUUGCUAACAAAGGAAAGAUUGCUGUCAUUUAUUUACCUGUGGGGGAGAUGCUGGCAAGAUUCUGGCCAGGUCGAAUUUGGUUAGUCCUCUUCCUCCCCUCCCCCUUUCUGUAAUUUUGGUGAAAAGUAUUAAAUACUUGUUAAAACAUUGUUUUUAGUAAUUCAAUAAAGAGUGUAUUCUAGUGUGUGAUAGUUGGAAAAAGCCAUAUGAAAUUCUAGACCAGCUCUAGCAUGAAGUACUUUCCUGCACUUAAUUUGAAAUGUUCAUAACUUAACAAACAAGUAUCUUAACUUCCAAUAUCAGUAUUAAGACACAUCUGAGGGACCGUAGCCACAAGUUAUAGCACACAGUCUCUUUAAUAAAAUGUUCUCAAAUAUGCUUUUUGUACAUACAUACAUAUUUUAAGGUGACAUGGAAACUUUCCAGUUUAAAUUUUUCUUGAUGUGUAUUUUCCCUUAACUCAGAAAAAUUUACUAAAUUUAGUAUAACGUUAUUAUAUCUGUUCUAAUUUUAACAAGGCUUCUGGAAAAGCAAGGUAGGCUUGCUGUAUGAAGUUCUUUCUGGUAACUUAGCAUUAAAUAUUAAUCAUUACUGAAGCUUGUGUGUUCAUAUUGCUUUACUUUGCCAUAUUGAAAUUGAGCUUUCAAAGGUUUCAUUUUCUGAUGUAAGGAAGGGAGGGAAGCACUUGUGAAAAGUUUUAAUAGAGCCUUUGGCUGGAAAAAUCUAUAGCUGAUACUUUGUGCACUUGCAGGUUACUAGGCACUAACAGUAAAUGUAUUCAAACCCAGAUUUCACAACUAAAAUGCAGAACUCAAAAGGAAUUUCAUGAGCAGUGACCCCUAAAUUCUUAGAGCUUCACUUGUUAGUGCCAAGGUAGCAGGAAAGACUAGGUGAUCUGUCAGCUCUCUUCAGUGUUCUGUAAGGGUAUUAAAACAUUUUUUAAAGUACAGUUGUUCUGCCCCAUAGCCGAAUUGUUGAAUAACUAGUGAGGCCAAGUAUCUUAUACGAUAUUAUAAGCUACAUGGAGUAUACCGUCAGCCUAAAGAACCACUAGUACAUAUCAGGAGUUGGUAAUUAAUUGUGAUUAUUGUAGAUUUUUUCCCAUUGGCAAGUUCCAUUUUAUGUUUUUAGCCAGAGGAGUAAAAAUUUCGUUCGAUAUGAUCUGCUUGUAGUGCAGCAAAUCAGUAAUUGACUUUAAGAUGACAAUUGUCCAAACUGAUUUAAAUGUAAACCUGAUAUCUGGCAGAGUGACCUUUUCAGAAACUGAAACAAAGAUCAUAGUGAUAGGUGAAGUAAUACAUUUUAAUAUUUAAUGAUAGAAAUUUUUUUGUCCUAAAGUAAUGCCCUUUGUUUUUUAAAGACUACAAAAUAUUCAUAGUUUUCUUGGCCUAUUCUUUUUAAUGAUUAACAUAAUUUGGGCCUUUGUUAGAAACAGACUUGGUGUUUAGAAAUAACAAAGGUAUGCUGGUGGUUAUGCUCAUUUAAUUUUAUUUGGUAACAUGCUAAUUUCUAAAAUUUUGUUUUUGUUUUGUUUAUAGCAGAAAAAUAUGGCUCAGGAGACUAACCAGACCCCAGGGCCUAUGCUGUGUAGUACAGGAUGUGGCUUUUAUGGGAAUCCUAGGACAAAUGGAAUGUGUUCCGUUUGCUACAAAGAACAUCUUCAGAGGCAGCAGAAUAGUGGCAGAAUGAGCCCAAUGGGAACAGCUAGUGGUUCCAGCAGUCCUACCUCAGAUUCUGCAUCUGUACAGAGAGCAGACACUAGUCUCAACAACUGUGAAGGUGCUGCUGGCAGCACAUCUGAAAAAUCCAGAAAUGUGCCUGUGGCUGCCUUGCCUGUAACUCAGCAAAUGACAGAAAUGAGCAUUUCGAGAGAGGACAAAAUAACUACCCCGAAAACAGAGGUGUCAGAGCCAGUUGUCACUCAGCCCAGUCCAUCAGUUUCUCAGCCUAGUACUUCUCAAGGUGAAGAGAAAGCUCCUGAGUUGCCCAAACCAAAGAAGAACAGAUGUUUUAUGUGCAGAAAGAAAGUUGGCCUUACAGGGUUUGACUGCCGAUGUGGAAAUUUGUUUUGUGGACUUCACCGUUACUCUGACAAGCACAACUGUCCAUAUGAUUACAAAGCAGAAGCUGCAGCAAAAAUCAGAAAAGAGAAUCCAGUUGUUGUGGCUGAAAAAAUCCAGAGAAUAUAAAUUACUACUUGUGAAGAGACUGAAACUUUGUUUUUAUUUUAAUAUAUCGUAGGAAAACAUUAAAGAGCAGAUGCAUGGCCAUUUUCCUUUGAUGUUCUCCAGAGUUUUACUUUACACUUGUCUGUCUUAUAAUUGAAAUUUUAGGAUGUUUGGGUGUUUGUUACAGGCAGAAAUGGAUAGAUACAGCCCUACAAAAUGUAUAUGCCCUCCCCUGACUAAAACUGGAUGAGACUCUGCACAGACGAUAGGGACAACAUUCCGUUCCCACGUGCCAAACCUAAUACAUGAACUAUCUGCAUGUUUGCAGCAUAUCUGCCUUUUGGGAAUGUAAUCAAGGUAUAAUCUUUGGCUAGUGUUAUGUGCCUGUAUUUUUUUAAAAAAUGGUACACCAGAAAAGGACUGGCAGUCUACUUCUUCCAUAGUCAAACUUCACCCUGUUAAUUUCCACAACAUGUUCUUUGGAAGCAGGAGGAAAGCUCUAAAGAGGAGCAGACCUUUCCGUGAAACCAGUAUUUGGUGCCAUAUAUAAGCCUGGCUAACUGGUCUUCUAAAAGCUGUCCAGUAAGACACUCUGGGAAAGGUAAACAUCGCACCUGGUUACGGGGAGUAAAGUCGUCAAGCCACCAGGGGCUCGAGCUCUCGUUGAAGCUCACUGUGCUGGCCUGCACCCGAAGAUGUCUGCAUUAUCUCGUUGCUCAAAACGCUGUGUAGCACAGAACUGCACUAGGAUUCAUUUGUUACGAGGAGAAAUUAAAACUACAUUUGGUUUUUACAUGCAGCAGCUCUAUUGAGUAACAUGCAUCUGAAUUUUAAGUUGCAAAGGUAUCCGAACAGUUCAUUUUUCAUGUGCAUCUUUUGUUGAAUGUUUUGGUUCAAGAAAGAAUGUUUAAAGCUUUUUUAAAGACUUCCGUUCUUACUGUAACUGUACCUUCUGCAUGGAAAAUCAUAAGCAACAUGGCUGCAGUAGACUUCUUAGUGGUAUCCAGCACCACUCGCGGAGGGCUGCGUGAUCAUAUUAAUUGUACUUGGGUGUAGGACUCUAGUGUUCUUGGGUGUAUUGCAUGGGCUGCAUUAUCUACAGCAUUGUACAAUAACAACUAGAAGAGGCAGUAUACUUCACUGAUGCUUGUCUGGUAAUAUCACUUCUGUGUUAUAAUGGAAGGUUUUUGUGAUGUAUGAAACUUGUGUUUUUUAUAUAUAAAUGAGUAUAGUUAGAUUAGUAUUGUGGUAAUGCCUGUUUUCAUCUGUAAAUAGUUAAGUAUGUACACGAGGCACUACUUCUGAUUUACUGCAGUGUUCAGUCCUAGUUUUUACUUUAAUUAAAGCAUUCAGUUUUGCUUUCGAUUUUAUGUACCUUAGUUCUGAGUUAGAUCUGCAGAUGUGUACAGAUAGUUCAUAUUUAUGUAUUGCACAUAAUCAUGCUAUUCAGCAUUGAUGCUAUAUUGUAUUAUGUAAAUAAUAAAAGCCAUGUACAGAGGGAAA
Molecule: messenger RNA, 5364 nt
Organism: Suricata suricatta (meerkat)
Lineage: Eukaryota; Metazoa; Chordata; Mammalia; Carnivora; Herpestidae
Gene: ZFAND5
Product: zinc finger AN1-type containing 5
Exons: 5
Coding region: 3241-3882 (213 amino acids)
Molecular function (GO): zinc ion binding; DNA binding
Source: RefSeq, a predicted model, not a curated record